AUACGAUUGAAGUCCUUGACUGCAGGUGAGCUUUAUUGUAUUUACAUAUUAUCAACCCUACAACCCAAACGUGCGGUAUUCGUGCCGGCCUCGAUUACACAUCUUACAGAUUCGCACAUAGAUAUUCAAAAAUGUCAUUCUGGGAUAAGUUGACAGGGCGAAAGCCAUCAUCAAAGGAAACUUCUAGUGGCGGAUCAACCUUGAAUACCCCAACCGACACAUUCGCACCUACACCUUUCAACCCUCAAGAAGGCCAAGAUGUCAACUCUUUUCUUACAGGACCAGAGCUCAUAGAUCCAUCACAACUUCAUCCUUUGGCUGGUUUAAACCAACAGGCUUUAGACUAUCUAUCCCUCGAGGAAUCUACUCUCUCUGAUCUUCCAGGAUCGCAAUCUGCUUUACCCUCGAGAGGUUGGUCGGACGAUUUAUGUUAUGGUACCGGUGUUACAUAUUUGACGGCAUUGACUGUGGGAGGUGCUUGGGGAUUACAGGAGGGUUUGAGGAGGUCUGCGACACAACCACCAAAGUUACGAUUGAACUCGGUGCUGAACGCUGUUACGAGGCGAGGACCAUUCUUGGGCAACUCCGCAGGCGUGAUUGCGAUGGUCUACAACGGUUUCAAUUCUUUUAUCGGACAUAUGAGGGGCAGGCAUGACUCGGCGAACAGCGUUCUUGCGGGUGCGCUGAGUGGGAUGAUCUUUAAAAGUACAAGGGGAGUUCGACCUAUGAUGAUUUCUGGUGGGAUCGUGGCUUCUGUAGCCGGCGCAUGGGCAGUAAGUAGAUAUUGGGCCUGUAUGCUAUUUCGACAUGAAUUUACUAACAAUACUCUCCAGGUAGCAAGAAAAGCAGUAUUUUAAAUGACGAAAAUAACGAUAAAAAUUCUUCCUUCCAUCACGAAAUAGCGGCCUUCUUAUGAUUUCAAGAUCCGCAGGCCAGCGAACAUUCCCCAUUGCUCUAAACAGUAUAAGCUUUCUUCAGCGCAUUAGCAUUCAUUGUAUUGUGCUUUGUCAUUAUAAUAGAUUUUGUUAUUGGCGCGGGUUGCAUAAGCGGGUUUAUCUCUCCUCUUUCCCCAAGGUGGGCAAUGUACAUAUAGAUGGGACAGGUACUAUAUGUGUGCCAAGUUGGUUUGGACACUGUAGUAUCAGGAGUAAUUCAGAGUCUUUGAAACUAAGUUUGGUCCUUGAAUUCUGGAGAAUAUCGUAGG
Molecule: messenger RNA, 1204 nt
Organism: Sclerotinia trifoliorum
Lineage: Eukaryota; Fungi; Ascomycota; Leotiomycetes; Helotiales; Sclerotiniaceae
Source: the annotation of a GenBank genome assembly